Messenger RNA from Schistocerca gregaria, 642 nucleotides. RefSeq lists its product as uncharacterized. Bases 1 to 642 code for a protein of 213 amino acids. The transcript has a single exon. Lineage: Eukaryota; Metazoa; Arthropoda; Insecta; Orthoptera; Acrididae. The record is from RefSeq and is a predicted model, not a curated record.
AUGGGCUGCCGUCCCCUCUCGCUGAAAGCUCCUUUGCCACCAUCACUGCCGCCAUCCUUCAGCACCGCCACUGUCCUUGCUGCUGCCGCCGUUUCUCGUCCCUACCGAAGUCUCCAUCACCACCGUUACUAUCUUCAUCCCCCGCAUGCACACCACCACCAUGUCCCACCCCACCACCUCCAUCAUUUUCACUCCCCCUCAGCUGCUCCAACCACCAUCACAUGGAACUCAUUCGCCACCCAUAUCCCCGUCCUUCCUUGCCUCCCUGUCCGCCCCACUCCUACGCUGUUUUCGACUGCCACUUCCCCUGACUCUCCCUCACCUUUAGGUGUCGCCCCAUCGCCGUCUGCAGACUUCCCAUCAAACCCCGUGCCACCUAUGACAGGAUCCCAGCCAGCACAGAUUUUCGCCUACCAAGCCACAGUCUCUGUGACAAACAUGCCCGAACCUCCUGUGUCACCUACCCCUCAGGGAGGGCCUGCCCCCCGCCAUCACCCCCUGCAACCCAUCCCACAGCCCCCUCUCCACCCUGACCUGUCCAAGAAAUCGUCUAAACGCCCUAAUGUUGACCCUGCCCCCACCCUCUCCACAAUGACAACCACCAUCGCCAUGACUCAUGGACCCCCAGGGACAGGACCCUGA